UACAAGUUUUUCAAGCCACGUGACCGAGACCGUUAUCUCGGGGAAAACUGCCACCAUAGCGUCCAAGAUCGAGCCAACCACCAUGUCGAAGCUCUACGUGGGUAAUCUACCGUCGGACUGUAACGAGGGUGCUCUCAGACAACUAUUCCAGGAUCAUAAUUUGUCGUGCACCACGAUCCUGGUCAAACGAGGCGGCUACGCGUUCGUCGACUGUACCGAUCAAUCUGUAGCCGAUCGUGCGAUCGACAAACUUAACGGAUAUACCUACCUCGGAUCAGCACUUGUCGUAGAGCCAUCGGUGGCCAGUGGACCAAAGAAACGGUAA
This is a messenger RNA of Osmia bicornis bicornis, 325 nucleotides long. RefSeq names its product insulin-like growth factor 2 mRNA-binding protein 1. Lineage: Eukaryota; Metazoa; Arthropoda; Insecta; Hymenoptera; Megachilidae. The record is from RefSeq and is a predicted model, not a curated record. Gene Ontology annotation, cellular component: cytosol. Gene Ontology annotation, molecular function: mRNA binding. The transcript has 2 exons. Bases 83 to 325 code for a protein of 80 amino acids.